Knipowitschia caucasica is the source of this 633-nucleotide messenger RNA. NCBI's taxonomy places the organism in Eukaryota, Metazoa, Chordata, Actinopteri, Gobiiformes, Gobiidae. The record is from the annotation of a GenBank genome assembly.
AUGAAGUACUCCAUAGAUGAAAUCAAUGUGAACCCAGCACUUCUACCUGGAGUUAAAUUAGGUUAUAAGAUCUACAACACGUGCCGACAGCCCGCUGUGAUUGUGCAGCCAACCCUGUCCUUUAUGACGAGCCGAUCGACACAGAAGCUCUCUGUGGACUGCAACUACACUGACUACGACACCAGCAUCUCUGCAGUCAUUGGCCCCUACAGCUCCGAGAUGGUCUCUAUCAUCGGGAAACUACUGGGGUUCUUUCUCAUGCCGCAGAUCAGCUAUGGGGCCACAAGUGACAAGUUCAGCGACAAAAGUCUGUACCCAUCAUUCUUCCGCACCGUGCCCAGUGAUAAGUUGCAGGUGGAGGUGAUGGUGCUGCUCAUAAAGCAGUUUGAGUGGAACUGGGUGGCAGUGGUCGGCAGUGAGGAGGAGUAUGGCCAGAUGGGAGUGCAGGAGUUCUCCAAACUGGCAGAGAAGAGCAAACUGUGUGUGGCUUACCAGGCCCUGAUCCCAGUCUACACAGACCCAGCACCCGCCAUAGAGGUCAUCAUCAACAACAGCAUAGACACUAACGUCAACGUCAUCGUGGUCUUCUCUUUGUCAGAACCUGCUGUUGCAUUCUUUAAGGAGGUGGGAUGA